Molecule: messenger RNA, 465 nt
Organism: Salpingoeca rosetta
Lineage: Eukaryota; Choanoflagellata; Craspedida; Salpingoecidae
Exons: 1
Coding region: 1-465 (154 amino acids)
Source: RefSeq, a predicted model, not a curated record
AUGCGAGCGCCGAUUGCGGGCUUUGGCAUCGCCUUGCUCCAGGGCGUGACGGCGGUGGCCCUCAACUUUGAUCUGAUUCGCCAUGCGGAACCCGCCACCACCGCCGCGUACUACCGCGUGCAGCAGACGCUGCCGCUGCCGGCGUCGCUCGUCAUCCCGCUCGCCGUGCUCACGACCUACGCCGACACGCUGUACAGCCUGUUUGUGCUGCGCGACCUGCGUGAGGCGCUGUUCCUCAUCCCGGGCUCCUACGCCAUGUACCUCUUCGCCGGCGUGAUCAAGCCCGCCAUGGCCACCGUCGCCAGCGCUGCCACUGAGGCCGACGUCUCCGCCGCCCUGGACACCAUCUACGACGCCCAUGUCCACCUGCUCCCCUCUGCCAUCUGCAUGUUCCUCCUGCACAUCUACACCCACAUCAUCUCCCCUCCUCCUGCCAAGAACAAGCACACGAAGAAGCACAAGUAA